Messenger RNA from Myripristis murdjan (pinecone soldierfish), 3325 nucleotides. Its product is annotated as B-cell receptor CD22. The transcript is spliced from 15 exons. Bases 196 to 3036 code for a protein of 946 amino acids. Lineage: Eukaryota; Metazoa; Chordata; Actinopteri; Holocentriformes; Holocentridae. The record is from RefSeq and is a predicted model, not a curated record.
UAAAUGAAGCAACAGUGUUCACAUGAACAGACAGUGAAUAUUUGUCAUACAUGUGUAAAUAAACUUUUUAAAUUAAUUUGCAAAUGUACAAAGAAUAGAAAAAUGUACAAAUCCAGCGCAAAUGUUUCCACACAAAGCCUGGUGUCGAACAAUGACACAUGCACCUGUUUUUGUUUCAGAUUUUAAGCUGUAAAUAUGAUUCAUAAAAUGAAGGCUUCAACUUGCAGAUGGCUGGUGUUUCUGGCCAUAACAAUAGAUUUCUCCUGCUCAUCAAAGCUCUUUGAAACAUUUGACACACACCUGAGAGCCAAAGAAGGAUCAUGCAUUGAAAUUAGAUGUACAGGCGAUGCGACUCAAAUGAGAGCAAAUGAAGGAAAUGCAGUCUGGUAUUGGAUAAAAAAUGCGGAGUAUCAUGAGACAAACAAGAAUUUUACUGGCACUGUCAUUUACAGCACCACACCAAAAUAUCCUGUCAGUCAGGAGUUUGAAGGCAGAGUGGAAUACCUUGGCUCUCAAAGUUUUGGCAGACAAUCACAAAAUAAGUGUGGUAUUAGGAUCAACAACCUGCAGAAAACAGACAGUGGAAACUAUUCUUUCAGAUAUGAAGGAGCACAAAUCUGGAUGACUAAUCCUAGGGUGAACCUUACAGUUGAAGAAAACCCAUGCAAGAUCACAUUUGAAGAGCCACCUACAGUAAAGGAGUCCGGUCCUGUAACCCUCAAGUGUUCAACAUCAAGUUCUUGCCGUUUCCGUCCACAAAUUAAAGAGCUCCAACUAAGUUAUCAACAGGACUAUGACGAAAACCUUAAAGUCAGCAGAGUCAGCUUUAUGGCUAACGGGCAGGAUGAUGGGAGGACGUUCACAUGUCAAUUGCAAGAUAAGAGAGACAAUUGUUUGGCUCAGAGUGUCCGUCUAACUGUGGAGCAUUCGCCUAGAAACACAGAGGCGAGGAAAAGCCCUGAGGAUGUCAAGGAAGGAGACAUUGUAACUCUCACUUGCUCCACUAGAGGGCGUCCUGACCCCGCAUUUUCCUGGUUUAAAGAUGGAACUGAGGCCACUGUUAAAAUCAAUGUUACAGGAGCAGAGUGGAAAAUUAAUUCCAUUACAGCUUCAGAGAGCGGGACGUACUACUGUGUAGCUACAAACAAGUAUGGGACAGACAGAUCAGCUACGAUCCACAUUGAUGUGAAAUACGCUCCAAGGAACUCCAAGGUUUCCAGAUAUUAUGUUGUUGAUGAUUCUGUGAAAAUCAGGGAGCCCCUCAGUCUAACCUGCAACACUGAGGCCUUUCCUGAGCCACAGACUUACAGCUGGUACCACAACAGUCACCACAAGCUCUCACACUCUCAGAAGGACCUUCGUAUUGACCGUGUAGACAGAGAAGAUCAUGGAUGUUACAUUUGCAGCGCCACCAACAUCAUCGGUCCAGGGACCAAUAGUAGUGCUACAUGCAUCAAAGUACUCUUCCAACCCACCAAUCUCACACUGUGGAUGCCUUCUGAGGCCACUGAAGGUCAAAAUAUCACCAUCAGCUGCACCACUGAAAGCUUCCCAUUGGCACAGCUCACCUUGUCACACAUCAACUCAAACGGUCAGUUCUCCUCAACGACUUCUCCACCCGACUCCAACUUUGUCAGCACAAUCAAAGUCCCGUUUGAAGUAACUCCAGACGACGCAGGCCGGUACCUCUGCAAGGCCAAAAACUCUGAAGGUUCUGACAGCACAGAGAAGGAGCUGGUGGUGAAAUAUCGUCCCAAAAAUGUGUUGGUUUCGUCUGCGGAAGGUAAAGAUGGUCCAAAUGUGCGUGAAAAAGAGGACUUGGUGCUGAAGUGCAAAGCUGAGUCAAAUCCACCAGUGACGUCCUACACCUGGAGGACGACUGCAGCCAGGACAGAGGAGCUUGAGGGACAAAAAGAUAUUUUAACUCUCCGUUCUGUCACUCCCUCCCACAGUGGACUGUACAGCUGUACAGCCCAUAAUGACCUUGGAACGGGAAAGUCACAGGAAUUCGAGGUCAAAGUCAUGUACGCUCCAAAAGAUGUAAAGAUCGACAUAUCCCUGCUUAACUGGAAGAGUCCGGCGAAUCUGAGCUGCAGGUGUCACAGCUUUCCUGCCGUCAGCCAGUACCAGUGGUACAAGAUUACAGAGGAGGAAUCUGACGGGACAUGGGUCUCAUCUGGUCAAAAUUACACAGUUUCCCCAGACAAGCCUGGAAUGUACUACUGCACUGCUAAAAAUCAAAUGGGUCUCCAACGUUCUGAGUCACAAGAAGUGUUUCUUGACCGAGGAUUCCUGCGUUUUCUCCCAAUCAUCCUCUUCUUCCUCUUUGGUCUGGUUGCUGUUCUGCUCUUGGGUUUUCUGUGCAGACAAAGACGAAACAAGCCUUUUCAGCAGGGGGCGUCAAACACACGGCCUUGCUGGGGCAUCUUUGGUUUUCUGGUCUUGCGGAACGGCACCAGGGAGAAUCUGGUGAGUGAAAACGGCUUUGUCGGGCCUUGCAGGAGCAGAGAUGACCUUUUGCCCGACCGACGGUGUCGUCCGCAGCCCCAGCCCUGCCGGCCUCGUCCAGACAGCACGCCGGCCUCCAACAUCAGCACUGUUUACUGUACUGUGAAUUUGCCCAAGGGCAAGCAGGGUCCCUCGCAGCCAGCCAGAGGGCAGGACAGAUCCACAGAGGACGAUGCAGUCAACUAUGCUUCCUUACACUUUGGGGAACAGAAAAAGAAUAGACCGGCUCCAAAAGCAAAAGCGGGUGAAGAAGACGUAUAUGCUAAAGUGGUGAAGCCAAAGCCACGUCAAAAGGAUGCACAGGGAAAGCACGAUGUCUACGAGAACAUUGGCAAGGCGCGUGCUCAGAAGCAGCCCGUGGCGUCCAACUUUGACUCGGACAGCAGCGAAGAAGACGUAGAGAUCAACUACUCGGUGGUGAACUUCAAGGCAAAGUCCGGCAAUCAAGGAGGCCACCACAGUCGCACAAAAGGCUACAGCAGCUCAGACGAGGAAGACAAGACUCAGUACUCUGAGGUCCGGAUCUGAAAUCUGGAAGUGGGUUAGCCUACUGAGCCAUGCAAAGCCACAAGUCGAAGGUGUCACGUUCCAAGCCAUUAUUUUCCGUUAAUUUUUUUCGCUGUUAAGAUAUUACUUUUUUGUGGCAUCUCAGUUUUUGCUAGUGUGCAGUGUGAUAGCGAGCAGCGGAAAAGGAACAGAGAAGAUAUGAAAGACAGCAGGGAGGAAACAAACCACAAGAAUUCACAAUAUCUGGGUAUAAAUGUGGUGCAAGUGCCAGAGUCGUGUGUAAUAAAGAUAAAUAAAAAAAAAAGAAGAA